Diabrotica virgifera virgifera (western corn rootworm) is the source of this 11211-nucleotide messenger RNA. RefSeq names its product probable cationic amino acid transporter (gene tadr). The transcript is spliced from 12 exons. Lineage: Eukaryota; Metazoa; Arthropoda; Insecta; Coleoptera; Chrysomelidae. The record is from RefSeq and is a predicted model, not a curated record. Gene Ontology annotation, cellular component: plasma membrane. Gene Ontology annotation, molecular function: amino acid transmembrane transporter activity. Bases 403 to 2388 code for a protein of 661 amino acids. Gene Ontology annotation, biological process: amino acid transport.
UGCAUAAACUACGUAUUCAAUUAUUUUUUCUGUAUUUUUUUAUUUGUGGAACUUUCCUACUUUCGUUGCCGAUUAUUUGAUGAUUAUCUUAAAUCAAUUGUUUUAUUCGUGUAGAUACUAAAACUUUUUCAUCGUAUCUCUAUCAUCGCGUAGUAACUGAUGAUAACCCCAACCACGUGGAUGUCGCCCUUUUCAAUACGACAUGGGGAAAAUGUGCCUCCAGUGGCGACUGCGUCAACCAAAAUAUUGAUUUAGUAAUGCAGAAGGAUUGCAGGAAUAGACAGCACGCUGUUGAAAUGACACCAAUGUUUUUAAAAAAAUUGUGAAAAACGAAACGAUUCGGGAUUUUUCAGUAGCAUGUGUUUCGGUUGUUGUAUUAAAAUUACAGUAUACGAUAAUUAAAUGGGUAUUUUUGAAGAUUUCGGUAGGAGUUUAACACACUGGUCAUUCGGACUCUUCGUUUUGAUAGGAUUGGUUACUUCAGAAUAUACGGGUGCAGAAACAGUGAUAUGCAUUUUUGUCGCCGCUAUAUCUUCGAUUCUAUCAGGACUAUGUUCUUCCAGUACACUAAAACCACAAGAACAAUACAGAAAAAAGAAACUCUCAGAUGUACUGGAGUUCCUCAUCCUCUGGCUGGAUAUCCUGACGGAUUUAGUGGCCGGAGCAACCUGUGCUCGUCUUGCUAGCGCCACAGUCGAUUACAUAAGUAAAGGCCAUUUUAGAGAGUUUCUCUUUGGAAUGGAACAACAUUCCCUAGGGGAACCAUGGCCGGAUGUAUUAGGAGUUACUAUCAUAGUGGUCGUUACGAUUUUGUUUAUGUUAGGCCUCGAGAAAUCUCCGACUAUAUCCGUACUGAUAUUAAUAACGUUAAUAUCUACUUUUAUAUUUUUUACAAUUACUGGAAGCCUCCAUACUGUGAUAAAAUUCCGAAAAUGGUGCGAAAGUUUUAAAAUACACACUUUUAGAAAGGUUUUAAGAGCAGCCGCUAAGAUUUUCUUUGCGUUUGUACAUAUCUUUCCCAAAAUACACAACAAUAAUUGGAUAAAAAUGUCUGCAAUAAUUUUUACUCCCCUAUUAUUCUACACAUCAACUGCAAUAAUUUUUUCUAUGAUGACUCAUCACAAGGAAUUAAUUGGUAGAGCGAUUCCCUUGGUUCAAGUGUUCGAAAGUCGUGACGUGGAUUGGGCUCGACCAAUUAUGGCUGCUAGUACAAUAUUUGUAGUUUGUCUUAUACUAACCGAAAUUCUGCCGUCUGUCUAUAACUCAUUUGUAAAACUGGCCAGCAAAGAAUGGAGAAUAUUUGUGCCCUCAAUUCAGUACAGAACUUCUGUGACUGGUGCACCUAUUUUAGCAAUAUUUGCAGCAGGAAGUUUAUCAGCCAUCCUCGCAUUUGCCUGUCCAUUGUCGCAUUUAAUUAAACUUUUGAAUACAGCGGCUCUAUUUAAAUGCGCUCUGCUUUCCUAUUUACUUGUUUACAACAGAUAUAAACCUGAAAUUACCUAUGAUUAUUUAGUUCACAACAGUAACAUUCAGUAUAGUAAACUACAAGGUAAUGGCCAAAACUCGAUAUUACGAAGUAAUCUUAAUUGGACUACAGUCAAAGAGAAACUUAGAAAUUGGUUUAAAAGGAAGCCUUACUACAUUCACAAGUUAGGUUCUCCUACAAAUAUCACUCAAAAAAUAGCCCCCAGGCGAAGAGUUGAGGAGCGCGAAUGCCUUUUACUUGAUGACUACAGUGUCAAAUCAAUGGCCAUGGAUGCGCCUGAAGAUACAGGAUCUGAAGCCGGCGAUGAAUCCAUUGUUGGUUCGGAUGAUGAAAAUUCUGGUAGUUCUACAGACAUUGAUAUUGUAGUGGAAGAAUAUAAAGAAGGUCUUAAGGUAGCGACAGUAGGAAAAUUUAACGAAGGCAGAAGGUCUACUAGAAUAACAUCAACUAUUGUUGGUUGUUGUUUAAUUUUAGCACUAUUAUCAUCGACAUGCUUAGCUCUUUAUGUUGAAAGAGUUUUCAGCAUCUGCUGGCCUAGCAUUGUAGGUCUGAUUAUAUCUAGUUUGGUAAUAACUGUAAUGCCUCAAAAUACUACAGACAAAUCAAAAGAAGCAAUUUUGCCGUCCAUUAUAUUUCCCUUAUGUAAUAUUGUUUCCAUGGCUUUUAGUAUUAGUCUUGCCUCUACUAUAUUUGCCGAUAUUUGGCAGGGAAUAGUAUUUUGGUCCCUAGCAGGAUUAUUAUUAUUUUGGAGAUGUGAGUGCUGUACCUGCGAGGGUCUGUUUAGAAGUCCAAAAGUUCACAGUCAAGUUAACAUAACGCCCAAUACAUCGAUGGCCGUCGAGUGCAACUUUAAAGAACGCAUACCUGUACCUGUGACGGACACCAUCUACAUAACCAGAUGACAUGACGACUUCUUGGAUGAUGAGUUGCUUAUCUCUGAUUCCGAGGAAGAUAUUUGAAACGUGUUUGAGUUAUGUAAGGUACUAGGCGAUUCGUAGCCUGAUAGUGUGCUAAUUUAUGAGUUUUUCAUCUAAAUGUUGAAUGUUAGCGCACUGAGCAAAAACAAUGCUAUGGAAAUGUCAAUCGCUUUAUUUUUCAGGUAUAAAUAUCCUGCAAAAUACUGUACAAGUUUUCUUCGACAAUAAGCGUUAAAACUUCGAAAAAUCAAAUAAUUAUCUGUGAAUAUAAAAGGCAAACGACACAUAAAAAAUAUUUAUUUUAAAUAAAUUAACAAAAGUGUGUACAAAAAGUAACGUAUUUACGUAAUAUACCCUAUUCCACGAACACACGCCUGUUUUGGAUUACUUCGACAACGAAUAUUUUACUGUGCAAAAUAAGAAGAACGGAAGUUAAUUGCAAAUUACGUUGUUGUUUAUUGGAAUAAUUAUUAGCGCCAUUUACUUUCGUACUUCUUAUGUUGCACAGUAAAAUAUUCGUUGUCGAAGUAAUCCAAAACAGGCGUAUGUUCGUGGAAUGGCCCAUAUAAAGAAUUAUGGCAGUGUUUAUAAUAUAUUUUCUAAUAAUUCCGAGUAUCUGCAUAAGGCACUCAGAAAUACAGUCUACAGAAUACCUACAUACUUUUAAAAUUCAUUUCUGUAAAUCUAGCUUGACCAAAUGAUAUUUUGCUUUUGUCAGUUUAGUUAAUAUUUUAUUACAAAGCCAUAUGCUACCCGACUUUCUCAUCUUCUUGGAAUGAAAAAAUUAAAUGUCGCGUGUCGCAUGAUUCUACGAAUUAUUCUAAACAUUUUACAACAUGAUUCCCCACAACUUGUCCACCCAAUAUAAUUAUCUCUUUGUCUAUAAACUUCACAGCUUCAUAGUUUGAAGUCCAAUAGAUUUUCAAUAGGGUUCAACUUUGAACUUUCUGCUGGCCGUGACAACAGUGACGACGCGUGACUUUUUCUAAAGUGUUACCAAAACCAGAUGUAAAAAAUCUUAUUUAAAAAAAUUAUUUUGAACUUCCCAAAUACAAGUUUUUGUUUAUUUGCAAAAAUGUUAAUAACAGAAUUGUAUAAAGAGGAUUUUAGCAUUAAUCCAUUUAAAAAGCGUUUCUCAAUGGAAAUUAAAGGAAACGAGGACAUUCAAUCUUGCAAUUGGGUAUUUCUUUGGCAGGUUUUAUUCCGCUCCAUUGCUGAAAACCUGCUGUCAACGGAUGCACUUGUAGCCAAAACUGUUAAAAAUAGGUUUGCCAAUUUAAGAUCUUCCUAAAAUGCAUUAUCAAGUUAUCGAUAUAAUCUGGAUUAUUAAAAAGAAAUGUCAAUUCUGUUUACUCUGUCAAAUUUUUGUCCAUAUAGCUUUACAAAUUGAUGAAAGGCAUCUGGGAAUUUUUUUGUGUUAUGUUUAAAAUUGUCAAAAUCAUAAUGAUUGCCAAACACUCGAGAUGCUUUACAUUCUUCUUCUUCAUGUGCCAUCUCCUCUAAGAAGGUUGGCAACCAUCAUGGCAAUUCGCACUUUCGAUACCGCAGCUCUAAAGAGAUCAGCAGAAGUGCAAUUAAACCAAGCUCUCAAAUUGUUUAACCAGGAAAUGCGUCUUCUUUCGCGACUCCUUCUACCCUGUAUUCUUCCUUGUAUUAUUAAUUGUAACAAGUUAAAACGCUCGCCCUUCAUAACAUGUCCCAGAUAUUGGAGUUUUCUGACUUUAAUUGUAUUUAAAACCUCUUUAUCUUUUCCCAUUCUUCUCAACACCUCGAUAUUCGUGACUCUAUCCACCCAACUUAUUCUUAAUAUUCUUCUGUAGGCCCAUAACUCGAAGGCUUCUAAUCUGUCCGAAAAUCCUUCUUUAAUGUCCAAGCCUCCAACCCAUAGAAUAAUACGGAGAACACGUAGCAUCUCAGAAGUCUUAUCUUUAAAGAAAUUGUAAUGUCCCUGCUACAGAGUACUUUUUUCAGUUUGUUGAAAGCAUUUCUUGCCUGUCCUAUUCUUGAUUUAAUUUCUUCUGUAGAGAUUAAAGAUCUUACAUUAGAAAACCUAUUUUUAAGUUGAAUAAUCAUAGUGUCAACAAUUAAAAAAAAACGAUUUACAUCCAUGUUUAAUUGCACGCACACAGACUGUAAUAGGUAAGUAACCAUUGUAACCAUUCUAAAAAGUGGUAACAAGAGUUCUAUUAUCCACAGCUCACAGCACCAUAGCGCACCCACGCCAUCGCCUUUCAAAAUUUUCAGACACGAGCCGUUUCCGCCCGUCCGACCGAUUUCGUUACCACAAACAAAAGUGGUAACAAAAUAACCUGCAGCCGAGUCGCAUAAACUCAUCAAUAUUUUCGUGCGUCUAUAGUUGGCUUUUUUCUGAAAAUUAUUCUACUAUACAGUGAUGAGCGCGCUAAAAACCGGCAAAAUAGCACAAAAGAUGGAAAACGUGUUAAGUUGUGAGAAAAAAAGAAAUGAAACUAGUCGAGCUGGGAAAUUUAGCGAUAUUAACCUAUGAAUUUGCAUAAUAUUGAUUGUUUCCCACCUUUACACGUAUCAGAUGAGUAUGUCAACUAAAACUGUCACUGUGACAGUGGCAGUUGCCAAACUCAUCCAAUACGUCUAAAGGUGGGAAACAAUCAACAUAAUGUAAAUUCAUAUUUUAAUAUCGCUCAAUUUCCCAGCUCGACUAGUUUCAUUUCUUUUUAUCUCACAACUUAAUACGUUUUCCAUCUUUUGUGCUAUUUUGCCGGUUAUUAGCACGCUCAUCACUGUAUAGUUAAUUAAUACUAUAAAUAGUAUUAAUUAACACUCAUAUUUCUGUUGUAAAAAAAUAAAAUGGAAUUAUUUCACAGUAGUCAUAAAAUAUUUUUAUUUGCAAGAUUCUUAAUUGUUACCAAUGGCAGCAGUGGUUACAUGGACGCUUCGCCAGUUCGUGACAAAAUUAGUCUACAAUAAAAAUCAAUUAUUAUAAACAUUUCUGGGUAAACAAGGAGAUUUAACGCCUAUUUACGCCCAAGCAUUAACGGAAAAGCGCUGACUGUUAUUAGUCUUCUUCUUCUUAGUCUUCUAUCGUCCAUUUUUGGGCGUAGGCCUCUCCCAACUCCUUCCAUCGAUUUAUAUCCUGAGCAACAUACUUUCAAUAUUUGUUCCGGCUAUUCUUUUUAUGUCCUUAGACCUUAGUAUUUUUCUAUUUAUAGAAGUGUGGCCUGCGAAGCUCCAUUUGAGUUUGGCAAUUUUUGUUGUGAUAUCCUCGACUUUUGUAUUUGAUCUUACCCAGUAGUUCCUCUUUUUAUUUGACAGUCGUAUACCUAACAUGGCUGUUUCAGGCUUGGCUAGGGUUUAGUGUCAUUGGUUAGGGUCCAGGCUUGAUAUCCACCCAUAUAGCACACAACGUCCGAUGGACGUCCAUAUAACGUACACUUAAAGUCCAAACGUCCAUGGACCAAAACUGGACGUAUUAUGUACGUACAUUACGCGACGUCAAUUGGGCGUUUGAUUUCAACGUACAUUGGGCAUCCAUUUGUGGUCCAUGGAGAUUUUACACAAAACGCAACUAUUAUUAUAAGUAAUGAUAUAUAGCUUCUGGUUUUAUUCAAAGCAAUAUUAUUAGUAGAAUACAAGAAGCUUCUAAUAAAUGUAGUCACAUAUUUUUUCAUCAUCGAAUUAAAACACUGAACCACUAAAAUUAUUUUAAUUAAACCUAGAUAAUAUUAGACGAUGAUAAAAUGAUCGUAAACUUUUUCAGAAUAACGGAGCUACAUCGGUAAUUAUAGACCUUACAAUAAAUAGACACUACCAAUUUAAAUCUUAAAUGUGCAUUUUGUAACUGUUAAAUUUCCCGCUUUGCAAUAUUGUCCCCAACACAAACUAAAUGAGAAUCUUCUUAACAACGUUGUCGCUCUUCGAGCUAUUGGUCGUGAAAGGUAGUAUUAGGUAGGUACUUUUAGGGGAUUAUCGCUGUUAAUUGUUGUGGAAUACUGAAGGAGGAUUUAUUUAUGAUAAUUCACAGAAAGGCAAACCCGCUUGCAAUAUACAACAGCCGUACAGUCGUACUGACUCUAAAAAUAAUGUUUGGAACAGAGAAUAAACCUUUUUUAAUGUGCAUGCUUCAUAGAGCGCCAUUAUCUAAAUCUCGUCUUUAUUAAAUUAUUACAUACAAUGUAAUACAUCCUGUGAUAUAUUUGUGUUUUCUGUUUAUCGUGCAAGUGCAGUCGGGCAUUAAUGAAGUUCCUAUAAUAAAGUAUAUAUAAUAAAGUUAUAGAAAAGAGAAAUAAAAAAAUGUCUUUUGUGUAACAUUUUAAAGUAUAAGUUAAAUAUUAUAGGAACUAUUUCCUAUAAAGGCUUUUUGCUAUGUAAAUAUUCACAAAAUUAUGGAUACAAUAUUUCUUUCUGAAAACUGCCCUACAAAUGUCCAUAAGACGUACAUUGAAUGUACAUAAGGUGUACACUGAAAGUUCCAACAACGUACAAUGUACGUUUGUAGCGGACGUUCUAAGGACGUCCAAUUUUGUGAACUCUGGACGUUCGUUGGACGUUGGACGUCCAUCGGAUGUCCAUUGUACCUUAGCGGGACGUCCAUUGGACGUUCCAAUGUACACAGAUGUACGUCCAUUGGAUGUCCAUAAAACGUACUUGUGCUGUCUGAGCAUAGGUUAUGGUAGGAAGGAUGUACUGGUUGAACACUUUGCUCCUCAAGUAUUGAAAUAUUUUGCGGUUCUUUAGUAUUCAACUGAAUUUUAUAAAUCCUGCCCAUGCCAGUCUUGUGCUACUAGUGAUUAGUGAUUCCCGCACUUUGGUUUUCUUUGUCUAGUUUCAGAAGUUGGUCUAGGUAGAUAAGUAGAUACGUCUGGGGUCGUAUGUGUUUGUCAUUGUUUUUAUGUUAUAUUUAUUUUUAGACCGACAUAUUGAGAGCUCUCUGUGAGUUCUAUUGGUAGUGCCCAAAAUCCUCCUGAAUUUCUAGCAGGACAAUUGCCUAGUCUUCCGCUCCGCGUUUAGAAAUUUGGAACGAUGUUUCAUAGGGAACACCAUAUUGGUUCGAAAUUCUUUCCCGUGAAUUAAAAAUGCAUUUGCAAACUCGACUCAACACUCUCCUGUUUUAUUUUCGACAGUUUAAAAAAUAAGCACACAACACAACGGCUUUUUUAAAUAAACUAGAUUAUUAUUGCUGAAAUGUUAUGUGUGGUCUAUCCUACUGUAUAAUUGUGAGACAUGGAUGUUAAAAACCACAAUGCUAAACAAAAUAGAAGCAUUCGAAUUGUGGUGCUAUCGACGAAUCCUAAAGAUAUCGUGGGUUUCGCACACUUCCAAUGAAUAUGUUCUUCAAAUGCUGAAUUCAGAACGUCUGCUCAUAAGCAUCAUAAAGAGGAGAAAAACAGAAUACUUCGACCAUAUAAUUAGAGGACCUAAAUACCAUCUGCUUCGCCUUAUAAUACAAGGAAAAGUGGAGGGAAAGAGAUGGAUUGGUCGAAAGAAACUUUCAUGGCUGCGUAAUAAUAGACAAUGGUGUGGCUGCACAGUAGAAUUAUUUCGCGCAGCAGCCGAUAGAGAGAGAUUUCAAGAAAUUGUAAACAUGAUGACGGCCAACGUUUGAACACAGACACGGCACCUAAAGAAGAAGAUUAUUAUUUAUUUUUUAAUACUAAUAGAUUAUGAUAGAUAUAUUUUAUUAGAGCAUUGUCUAAUUGUCAUUAGACACUUUCCCUAUACCUCGUCUAAAACGGUUUCGCAAUCUUUGUUGCUUUUAGCGUCGCUUCUUAGCAUAUAAGAUGAGAGUUUUUCUGAUAUUUAUUCCGCAGCCAUUCCAUUUGGACCAAACUUCUUCUUAUUUUUCUGUAACAUUCGACUUUUAAGCCUCAAUACGGACAGACAGACAGACAUGAAACCGUAAGUAUAUAGUUGUGCUCGUCUUGCUAAGGCGCAUCGAAUAAUAUAUCGCUUGUACUAUUUCAGCGACUCUAAAACAAUACAUCCGGUUGCAACUCUACAACCAAAAGUCCUAGGUCAAAUUUCUCAGCUUUAGUACCAUUUUUGUGUUAUAAGCUCUUAUUCGAUACCCCAUUUGUCAUUCUAUCUAUCUAAUAACGGAGGAAUUCUGCCCUGUGAUGAAUCAUUCAGUUAAAUAUAACGUAAAGUUAUCCUGUAGUUAAGUUAUAAUGGUCGAAUUGGUGUGAUAUAUAAUAUUUAUCUUAACUACUUGCAUUAUUUCUUGGCAGUUCUUGAGUUAUCUGAUGUAUUAACUGUCACUUUAUAACGCGACGUUAAACGUUCAGUUAUGAAAUAACUUAUGUAAGGAUUGUAAGGUUAAGUUUAUGUUUUGAUUUGUUUUUAAAUAGAAAUCAAGUAAAUAUUUAACGUAGAACGCUGCUUCAGAUUGUCCCAGGAUCUUGUGUGACAGUUUAUUAAUUUAAUAAAACAAAUUUAAUAUCAAAUAGAAAGCGGCAUAAAAUUAAAUAUAUCAGAAACAUAGACCACAGACAUAACAAUCAUUAGAAACACGUUGGUCAUAAUAAAAUUAAAACAAUAUUGAAAAUGAAAAAUAAAACUAAUAAUUUAAGAAUAGAAGGGUAAUACAAUUUUAAAAAUCAUACAAAAAUCAUGUCGAGGGAUAUAAGUUGAAAUUUAUAAACAUAAUGAUUUUAAGUAGAACCAUACCUACUUUUAUGGUUAUCUUCCCAUCAUGUGCCAUAUUCCCAUCAUUCUCUCGCACUCGCUCCAACUUGUACUAUUUCUACACAAGGUUCUCUUUGUUAGAGAAACCAAUAGUUACUUCUUUUUUAACGUUAGGAAAUAACUCAUCUCAUAACGGUGACGUAUACGUCACAAGGAAUUUACGUAAAAAGUUAUCGAGACAGAUACCUGUCAGAAUUAUCUUAACUUUAACGCAAACGUUUAAGAUAACUUCGGUCAUCCGUCAAAGGGUUGACUGUCAUGGUAUAGCUGGGGGUUGGAGCCCCCUUGCUUAAGGUAGCUAAUUCCGGAAACUCACUAUUUACGCACCACUUAUUUAUUUGUAUUAUUUACGAUACGUACUUAGCUGAGGACGUAUCGCGAUAUAAGGAUAGGAUAGGAUAUCUUCAUCAGAGCUCACAGCUCAGAUUUCUAGUAUCGGAUUCUAAUUAUUAUUGGCAGAUGCUCCCGCAUGCUUUUAUUGCUAUCAACAAAUAUUAUGACACAUUCAUACACCAGUCUUACUGGAUCAAGUUUGCGUUAUAUAACGUGUGCAUUUUUGCUACUUACUUACUUACUUACUCCGUGGCGUUACUACCCUUCGUGGGUUUUAGCUGACUCGACAACAUGCCCCCACUGUUCUCUAUCUUGAGCAACCUCCAUCUAAUUCUCCACGUCUAUAGUGUUCAGGUCUCCUGCUAUGUUAUCUCGCUCCGGAGUCGAGGACGUCCGCGUGGUCUUCUUCUAGUUGGGACUUCUUCCCACACAAGCCUUGCUGUUCUUUGGUCAGAAUGUUUCUGAGGUGUCCUGCCCAUUAGAGUCUUCAGGACUUUAUUUCUUUUAUGAUGUUGACGUCUGGGUAAAAUUCUUCAAGUUCUUUAUUAGUUCUCAUCUUAUAUUGUCCUGAUGCUUUAUCCAGUACAGGCCCAAAGAUCUUCCUUAAGAUUUUUUUCCCAAACACAUAGUAUCUCUUCGUUUGCCUUUGUUAUCGUCCACGUUUCUCUACUUGACAUCACAACGGGUCGUAUGAUUGUUUUAUACACAUGUGUAUAUGUUAAAAUUGUCAGAAAAAUCUGCGCAAGAAAACUACCUCAAAACACAAUACAAUAUUAUCCGUAAUUUGACAGUGGAAGCACUAAACUAAUAAACAAAUCAAAGAUAAGCAUAAGAGGAGUUAAACAUUAGCACAGAUGAAAUUACGAAAGAAGUACGUCUUGUUAGUUGUUUCGAUUUUAUAGGGUUUUGGAGGGCAAAAAGACAUCUGUUAGCGGCCUGUUGUCGGCCUUUUUUUUGGCCCAUUUCAUUUCGGCCAAUUUUUGCUACGCUAACAGAAAAAACACUGUCUCAUCAUAUUGCACGUAAUAUUAACGAUGUGCUCUAAUUUCAAAGUAAAUAAGGCCAAUACAAUGGCUUGUGUUUCUAUAAUAUAUAUAACUAUGGUAUUUCGAUAUUAAUAAUUUAAGAAUUCUAAAAUUUUGUAAAACUAUUCGUAAGAUACUUAAUUUUACUACAUUGUGUUUACAAAGUCUCUGGGACAGACAGAAACAGAUAAUUCAAGGUUUUCACAUUUUUUAUGAAAUGGGUGAAAACAACAGGUACCUAUGAAAUUUUUAAUGCUUAAAUGGAUGUUUUUAUUAAUGAUAGCAAGGGAAACUGGAAAUCCAUUUAAAAUUUUACAAAUCGCAAUAACUAUGGUAUUACUGCAAUUUUAAAAACUAUGUUACCAAAAAGCAAUAUUUGCAUAUCAAAAUAUUAUUUUUAAAACCUAAUUAAGAAAAGUCAAUACGAGAACAAUUUAUAGAUACCUACAGCCAAUACAAAUGGGGAAGUGAUAAUACAACAAAUAAAAUAUAAGUUGUUUUGUCAAAGCUUUCUAAUCACGACUUCUUUUAUAUUAAAUGUUACAGCAAAUGCUUAAAAAUGAGUAAGAUUGUUUUGCUCAGUGCCUCAUUAUAAAUUUGCUAGAAAGCAAAGGUUUUACCGAAUCGCCUAUUAAGAGCAGUUGUUGAAGUUAAAAUGUGAUGUGUUUUAUAUACCUAACAGUAGUUUCACAUUUAAUAAGUAAUAAUUAAACUUGUUAAUAAAUUAUUGAAAUAUAAUACUUAAUGAUAUAUUUAUCUUUUGUGAAAUAAAGUUUGCUUUAUUUUUAAA